UGAAUUUUUAUUCUCAAUGUAAAACUAAUUUUAAUGUAAUUGUAAUUUUUUAUAUCUGGCAACACUGAACUAUAGCCACGAGAAUAAACGUCAGUAGGUUUAGAAAGACCAUUGCGUGCACAUCUCAUCGGCAACCGAAUUGCGUGAGUAUACCAUCGACUUGUUAUCACCAACUUCAAGUUUAACAUCUGGCGACGAGGAAAAAGAAGAAUACAACGAUGACUGAAGAGUUUUUCAAAAAAUUGAUGGAGGAGCAACGUAACUUCACUCUCAGUGUGCUAAAGGAACAGAAGGCUUGGAUGGACAGCCUUUCGAGAAGGCCUCCAGGUCAAGAUGCUACUCUGGUUCCAGCUUUUGUGCAGUUCAACAUUCAACAGCAGAAAUGGGAGUCCUACCUGGAACAACUCAAGCAACAUUUCUCUGCUUAUGCUGUAAUUGACGCCAACAAACAGAAAUCAUUUUUCUUAUCUUGGUUGGGCAAUGACGCUUAUGAAACACUAAAAAAACUUGUCGGCGUUGACGAGUUACAAAAACAAACGUUUCUUGAACUUUCUGGAAAACUAACGGAAUUCUAUAAAGAAAAGGUUCAUGUAGUUGCAGCUCGUUAUGAAUUCCAUAAGGCAGAAAUGGGCAGCCGUACCUACAAAGAAUGGGUAGCCGAUCUGCGAAGCUUAGCCCGGCAGUGUGAUUUUGUGUGCAAAAAAGAAAAUUGUAUGCAUGAUUACUCGGACGAUAUGAUCAGAGACAAAAUAAUUUUGAAUUCGCCCCACGAUGCAGUUCGUACGGCAGCCUUACAAAAACCGCAGCCAACGCUGGCCGAAGUGCAGCUCAUCGCCGAUUCACUUGAAUCAACAACAAAGACGGUAAGCGCAAUCAAAGACAAAACGAACACUACAAAUGCAGUAGAUAGCAAUGGAAUUUACUUGAUGUCAGCGAGGAACACCGAAAAAACUAACAUGCGUAACAAAAACAAAAAGAACAAAAAACCAAAAUACCGUUCAUGCACAGGCUGUGGAGUUUCACAUAAUAGAGAUGAUUGCAAAUUUAGAAGCGCUGUUUGCCGAAAUUGCGGCAAAACAGGCCAUAUUGCAGUCGUAUGUUUAUCAAGUGAAAAGAAAUACGAACAAAAGCAGAAUAAAGCCAGCAAAGUCAACAAAGGUGACAAAAUAGAAUACAUUUCAACGGCAUUUUCGGUAGCUAGCACAGUUAGCGGAAAAAAUAAAAAACGUUUUGUGGAAGUUUUUGUUAAUGGCAUAAAGACAGAAUUUCAGAUGGAUUCUGGUGCUGAAGUCUCCGUAAUAACAUUGGACACCUACGAAAUGUUAAAUAAACCAUUACUGAAGCCAUGUUCGCGUGAACUAUACGGCUACGGUCAUACUCAAAUAGAAACUUUGGGUGAAUUCUCUGCGAAAAUUCAAUGCGGUUCAGUCGAGAAAAUAUUGCCACUAGUAGUUUCGAAUGUGCGGGGUUCUAGCAAUUUGUUCGGAGUGGACUUAUUUGAAGAAUUGGGAUUCAAAAUUGUGCAAAUUGAUACAUUGACCGUCGAGUCAUCCGAAAAAUUGCAAACGCUGUUGACUACUUUCGCAGAUGUGUUCACUCCAGCACUUGGUACAAUUAAGUCAGUCAAAGCCUCGAUUAAACUUAAAGAAAACGCAGUACCUAAGUUCAGCAAGAGCAGACCAAUUCCUUUUGCCCAGCUACCAAAAUUUAAAGAAGAAGCGCAACGAUUAUCACAAGCAGGUAUUUGGCAGCAAAUUACAUUCAGCGACUGGGCAUCCCCCAUCGUGCUAGCAACAAAACCGGAUGGAUCAAUACGCAUCUGUGGAGAUUUUAAGAGAGGCGUUAACCAGCAAAUUGAUGUAGAUCAAUAUCCUCUACCUACUAGGGAGUGCCUCCUACACACAGUUCGACACGACAAAUAUUUUUCGAAGAUAGACUUGCGCGACGCAUAUCUUCAAAUGGAGCUCGACGAGGAGUCCAAAAAAGUGCUAGUGGUCAACACGCCACUGGGCUUGUUUCAGUACCAGCGACUGCCAUAUGGGGUAGCGAGCGCACCAGCCAUGUUCCAGAUACAUCUCGAGCAGCUAUUAUGUGGAGUUGAAGGAUGCGCAAAUUACAUCGACGACAUCAUUGUGGCAGGCGCGGACGAAAAGGAACACAUCGAACGCUUAGCCAAAGUUUUAAAUAUACUACAAGCAGCAGGUAUCAAAUGCAAGAGGGAGAAAUAUGAGUCUGGAAUCCGAGCUGUGAAGAACUUACGGCGUCCGACAAACUUAAAAGAGCUUGAGGCAUUUAUGGGAAAAAUAAAUUACUACCACAAUUUUAUUCCAAAUUAUUCCCAAAUUGCAGCGCCAAUGAACAAACUAAGGCGGAAAAAUGUGACUUUCCAGUGGAAGUCAGAGCAAGAGAACGCGUUCAACGAACUUAAAGGGCAUAUCAUAAAAGCAACCAUGCUGGCUCAUUUUCAAGAAGAACUACCAAUCGUGUUGGCUACUGACGCCUCAUCGUAUGGGGUUGGAGCAGUGAUCUCCCAUGUUUAUCCGGAUGGGACCGAGCAACCGAUUGCUUUUGCCUCCAAGACCCUCAAUCGUCAUCAAGAAAACUACAGCCAAAUAGAAAAGGAGGGUUUGGCAAUAAUAUUCGGUGUGCAAAAAUUUCACCAGUUUUUAUACGGGCACAAGUUUACGCUUAUAACGGACCACAAACCGCUGGUCAGCAUAUUUAGGCCCGAUAAAAGUCUUCCAACCAUGACGGCUCAACGUAUUCAGAGGUGGGCUAUUACGCUCAUGGCCUACCAGUUUCAAAUAAAAUAUCGCAACACCGCAGAGCAUGCAAAUGCCGAUGCCUUAUCGAGGUUACCAUCGGGUCCAGACGAAGAUUUCGACAACAACAGCGAAAUUAAUCAGGUGCUUGUUAUCGAAACGCCUGUUAACGCGGAGGUCAUAAAAACAAGCACCGGCAAUGACACAAUGCUGCAGAGAGUCAAAGGAUACAUUCAGAAAGGAUGGCCCGAAAGAUUGCCUCCAAAAGACGAGGAUCUUCGGCCAUAUUUCAAUCGUAAGUUGUCGUUGAUUGUUCAAAAUGAUUUAGUCUUGUUACAGAAUGAAGUCACACGGGUUGUCAUUCCGCACUCAUUGCGCGAACAAAUUUUGCGUUUUCUUCAUGACGGGCAUUGGGGCGUGGUCAAGAUGAAACAACUAGCACGACAACACUGUUGGUGGCACAGCAUCGAUAAGGAUAUCGAGAAACUAGCAGCUGGGUGCGAAAGUUGCAAAGUAGCAGCUCCAAGUGAUCGGCGGCAAUACUCAAGCUGGCCCGAACCGCAGGCACCUUGGCAGAGAGUGCACAUUGACUUUGCGGGUCCGAUUUUCGAUUCCAUGUGGCUGUUGUGCGUCGACUCCUACUCACAAUUUCCGUUUGUUUGCAAGUUAGCGAACACCACCGCUGAGACUACGAUUUUCGCAUUAACAACCAUUUUCGCUGCUGAGGGCUUGCCAGAGACUAUCGUGAGCGACAAUGGUCCACAGUUUACAGCCGACGCGUUCAAAACAUUCUGUGCUCAAAACGCCAUUAAGCACGUCACAAUUGCGCCGUUUCAUCCACCCUCUAAUGGGCUGGCUGAAAGAUUUGUACGUACUUUUAAAACUGCUGUGAAAAAGAAUUUAGAUGAUGGCUUGCAAGUAGGCUAA
Molecule: messenger RNA, 3689 nt
Organism: Rhagoletis zephyria (snowberry fruit fly)
Lineage: Eukaryota; Metazoa; Arthropoda; Insecta; Diptera; Tephritidae
Biological process (GO): DNA integration
Molecular function (GO): nucleic acid binding; zinc ion binding
Source: RefSeq, a predicted model, not a curated record